Pleurotus ostreatus (oyster mushroom) is the source of this 2919-nucleotide messenger RNA. RefSeq lists its product as uncharacterized. Gene Ontology annotation, molecular function: microtubule motor activity; microtubule binding; ATP hydrolysis activity. Gene Ontology annotation, cellular component: nucleus; microtubule; kinesin complex. Gene Ontology annotation, biological process: microtubule-based movement. The record is from RefSeq and is a predicted model, not a curated record. NCBI's taxonomy places the organism in Eukaryota, Fungi, Basidiomycota, Agaricomycetes, Agaricales, Pleurotaceae. Bases 1 to 2919 code for a protein of 972 amino acids. The transcript is spliced from 7 exons.
AUGCCUCCAAAAACAGCGACAAGGGCUUCGACACGCACGAAAGCCACUGGAAUACCAACAACGACCAGAACGACUAGAGCUGCAGCGAAGGCAGGCUCUAGUACUCCUGAACCUCCAGCUGCGACCGCUGUGCCUAAGAAGGCUACAUCACGGAAGCCCCUUGUGAAUAAGAACGACGAAGAUGUCGCUAAACCCCCGGCACGCGCGAAACCCACCUCGAAGACGAAGACCGUCAGCAAAAUCACUCAGGAGGAUAAACACGAGCGAGAACCUAUUACGGCAUUCCUUCGCAUUCGGCCCAAUCUGAACAACGAUGAUUCAGCCUCCCAGCCUUAUCUCACCCAUCUAAAUGAUACGUCUGUAAGGAUGUCAGAUCCAAACGCAACUGGACAAGCCGGCAGUCGUUUUCGUAUAUCGACCGUUCCCCCGUCCUCGGUUUACACGUUCUCUCACAUAUUUCCCCCUGACGUAACUCAGUCUGAUUUCUUCAACAAGACGACACUCCCAAUGGUGCAUGAUGUAUUAAGUGGCCAGAACGGACUCUUGUUUACAUACGGUGUUACCAACUCUGGGAAGACCUUCACGAUACAAGGAGGUAAUACCGAAGGGAGUGCUGGUAUUCUCCCGCGAACUCUCGACGUGAUGUUCAACAGUAUCGAUGGCUUGCAUGCCGACGGGAAGUUUCGACCUGUUCGUCUGCAUGGCAUCGAGUCUGCGGACGCCAGCGAUUCUAAACCACCGAAGACAGCACCAGCUCCGGCAGUUACUCAAGUACUAGGGCAAAACUUCGAUGAUGGGCUUUCUUCCGUUGACGCCGACAGAGACCCCACAGUCCUCAAGCUCGACCGAAAUUACGAAUAUUCUAUUUGGCUUUCGUAUGCAGAAGUAUACAACGAGAAGAUCUAUGAUCUUCUUGAUGCUGUAUCAAACGAAACCACCCCAGCUUCUAACAUUCCCCGUUCAAACAGCAACUCAUCCCUCCUGCUGACGCGCACAGCACUCAAUCUUCGACCAUCUCCGUCAGAUGACACAGGUUCCGAUACACCUGGCAAAUACAUUUCGGGACUGAAGCAAUUUCGCGUACAUAAUGCCACGGAGGCGAAGGCAUUAGUCAAGAUGGGCCAAUUGCACCGACGCGUCUUUGGCACCUUAGCCAAUCGCGAAAGUAGUCGAAGCCAUGGUAUCGUCAUUCUGAAAGUAGUCAGAGGCCACAGAGGCGAGAGAGACGACCCUACGGCCCUUCAGAUAUCCCGGCUUACCCUUGUGGACCUUGCUGGUUCAGAGCGUACGAAGCACACCCACACAACGGGCGAUCGACUCAAGGAAGCGGGAAAUAUCAACAAAUCCCUUAUGGUUCUCGGCCAAUGCAUGGAGGUCAUGCGGUCGAACCAGCGGCGUUUGGCCGCAAGUCUAGCUCACGAAGGCUUCGGCAGCGACGCGCGGAUGGACACCAGAGAUGUGAAGAAGGGACUGGCCUUGGUACCAUUUAGACACAGCAAGCUGACAGAGCUGUUAAUGGAUUACUUCGUUGGAGAUGGACGGGUAGUCAUGAUAGUCAAUGUCAACCCGUACGACACGGGCUACGACGAGAACUCCCAUGUUAUGAAGUUUUCAGCUUUGGCCAGGGAAGUCUAUGUGACGCCAGGGCCCGCACCAAUGCCGCGCGUCCCUCCCACUCCGUCGAAACUCCUUCCGAGGAAAUCACAAACGACUAGGAAGGUUACCAUCGAGACGAACGCGCCAGGAAGGAAGUCUAGUACUGCCGUACUCACGGUUUUGGAGGGUGAGUCCUAUCAACAUAACAUCAAGAUGAGGUACUCAUCAAAGGUGACAUUUUCAGAGGAAGAGCCAGAUGAAGGCCAAGGUAACGACAGUGCCGAGUUCGCGAACCCUCUGGUCGACGCGUUGUUCGAUGAGAUAGAGGUUCUCCAUGCGCAGCUAUUCGAAUGCGAGCUGAAAUGUGCGGUCAUCGAGGCCGAGACGAGGGAAGAAGUCAUGAAGGAGAUGGAAGAGCGCAUGCGCACUAUGGAGAAGAUGUACGCACGGAGGAUCAUGAACGAGGUUGAACGGAAUGAAACCAAGACGGACGCUAAGAUUGAAUUCCUACAUCAGUCCGGACUCUUCAUAUCUCCCCUUCCAACCGAAGCUUUGCCUGAAAUGAUCACUGUGCAGAGCAACAUUAUCGAGGAAGUAGAUGUGGAGAUAGACCUUGUUGGCUCGGGCGAGGAGAUAGUUGAGGAGAGCGAAGAUUCAGACGUUGCCGAUUCUAGAUCCCCCUCGCCUUCAGUCCGGCCACAGCACAAGUCUGCGAACAACGCGCAAAGCAAGCCAGCGGCGAAGGUGAGGUAUAGCAUGGGUCGCAAAGAAGUCGUGCAAACACCUCCUGAAGGGCCAGCGGCGGUGAGAUUACCUUCGGACGAGGAGGAUGGUAACACGACGGGUACAGAAGGGAAUACGGAGGACGGAGACGAGGGCGGGGAGGGCGAAAACGAUGACGAGGAGGAUGAGGAAGAAGGGGGUAGCGACGAAGAGGAUGAUGACGAUAGCGACGAUUGGCAGCCGGAGGAGGCCCAAAAAGCAAAGCCCAAGAAUAUCCGUUCGUCUCCACAGACGAAGCCUUCAGCAUCAAAGGGGAAAUCCGCCCAGGUCUCGGCCCUUCGAGAGAGCAUUGACUCGCUUUCCAUCGAGGAUCCAGAUGAACUAGUUGCUGCCCCAGCCGCCAAGAAAUACAGACCACGCAUCGAGAGCCUGGAUGAAGGUCUUUCUGAUGAAGAGGAGGACAUUCCGAAGAAGAAGGGUAAACGAAAACUGGGAAAGAAGCCAGUACUGACAGAAGAGCAAAUAGAAAGGGCUGCUGUGAAGGUCGACAGGCUUCAACCCAAUGGUAACAUUCGCAGGCUGACCGGGCGACUCGGAUGA